Thalassophryne amazonica is the source of this 1739-nucleotide messenger RNA. It is a transcript of the gene ugl, whose product is annotated as malate synthase-like. The record is from RefSeq and is a predicted model, not a curated record. Lineage: Eukaryota; Metazoa; Chordata; Actinopteri; Batrachoidiformes; Batrachoididae. Gene Ontology annotation, biological process: glyoxylate cycle. Gene Ontology annotation, molecular function: malate synthase activity. Gene Ontology annotation, cellular component: cytoplasm.
AUGAUGAGGCUGGCAGAACAAGAGGAAACAGGAUCGAGAGCUGGAAAGAAGGGUCCAGUGGGCCUGGACCUCUCUCCCUGUCCUUCAGGCUUAGAGGCAGAAUUCAAGACGCUUUUUACGGCUGACUCACUCCGUUUCCUCCAGGAGCUGAUUUCUGUAUUUGAUGAAGAGGUAGAUAAGGUACUACGGUUGAGAGCAUUGAGAAAACUCCAGCUGGACCGGUCCGGUGAUUUGCCAAACUUUUUGGAAAGCACGUCUCAUGUGAGGAGAGACCGGACCUGGAGGGUGCAGCCCGUGCCCACCAGGCUGCAGAGGAGACAUGUGGACAGGGAUCUGGCUCCCUGUGACACCCAGCGCUUCAUUAAAGCACUGCAGUCAACUGCACAAGGCAUACAGGUGGACUUUGAUGAUGGAAACUGUCAGUAUUACAACCAGAUCAAAGGCAUCCACAACGUUUUCAAAGCAGUUCACCACCAGCUGCCUGGUGUUCCACACAUUUCUGAGGCUCCAGUUCUGAUGCUUCGCCCACGAGCCUGGAACAUGGUGGAACACCAUAUGAUGGUGGAGGGGAAAGAGGUUCCUGGUCCUCUGUUCGACUUUGGACUCUUGAUGUUCCACUGUGGAAAGAUGCUGUUUGACUACCAGAGUGGGCCGUUCUUCUACCUGUCAAAAGUGGAGAGCUUCAUGGAGGCCAGACUGUGGAACAACAUAUUCAUCUGGACCCAACAGAAGCUGGCUCUUCCACGAGGAUCCAUCAAGGCCACGGUGCUGAUUGAAAACGUCCUCGCAGCCUUUGAGAUGGAAGAGAUUCUGUUUGAGUUACAAGAGCAUUCAGCAGGACUCAACUGUGGAAUCUGGGAUUAUUCUGCCUCCUUCAUCAACAAAUUUGGUCACCGACAGUCCUUCCUGCUGCCAGAUCGCAUUAAAUAUGUCAGUAUGGAGCGGCAUUUCCUGCAGAGCUACAUGGACCUGCUGGUUCAGACGUGUCAUCGGCGUGGAGCGCCGGCCACCGGAGGCAUGGUGGCCCAGCUGCUGCCCCCAGAUCCUCACAGUGACUCCUACAGGACGGUGUUGGCGAAAGUCACCAGAAUGAAAUCCCUGGAGAUCAGUGCGGGCAUUGACGGGUUCUUGGUGUUUGACCUGGGUUUGAUAGAACCGAUGCAGAAUCUUUUUAAGCUCCACACUGAAGGUGACAACCAGCUUGACUGUGUUCGAGAUGAUGCCAGAGUGACCCGUGACGACCUGCUGUCCAUGCCUUUGGGAGGCGUCACCAUCGAUGGUCUGAGGUACAACGUUGCCGUCUCUGUACUGUUUAUUGACAGCUGGCUGUCAGGUAAAGGACACUUCUUCUACAAAGGUCAGGUAGAAGAUUCAGCCACAGCAGAGAUCUCCAGAUCACAGGUGUGGCAGUGGGUUCGUCAUCACACUCACCUGGAGGAUGACGGCAGGCAGGUGAGCAGAUGUCUGGUGACUGAGCUCACCAAGGAGGUGAUGUUGGAGCUCCGUAGUCUGUGUCGGUCCAAACAGAGACUGCACACCGCCGCGUACAUGUUCCUGGAACUCGUCCACAGCAGGCACUUCCCAGAGUUCCUCACCACCUACCUGAAUCAGCAACACGCCUUCCUCAGCGUGCACAGCCGGGAGCAGGACUCAGACGUGUUCUGGUCCAAGCUGUGAUGGUAGACAGCUGAAUGAACCAGGCCUCGGCCCUGGAAUUGAGCCACGGUCUCUUCUUCAUA